This is a messenger RNA of Toxorhynchites rutilus septentrionalis, 3097 nucleotides long. It is a transcript of the gene SCaMC, whose product is annotated as calcium-binding mitochondrial carrier protein SCaMC-2. The record is from RefSeq and is a predicted model, not a curated record. Bases 454 to 2349 code for a protein of 631 amino acids. The transcript is spliced from 7 exons. Gene Ontology annotation, molecular function: ATP transmembrane transporter activity; calcium ion binding. Gene Ontology annotation, biological process: transmembrane transport. Gene Ontology annotation, cellular component: mitochondrial inner membrane. NCBI's taxonomy places the organism in Eukaryota, Metazoa, Arthropoda, Insecta, Diptera, Culicidae.
GUUUUUUGUUCGUGGCCGCAAGCGAAAGUGUGUCGCGUUGGUAUAUUUCCCCGUCGUCGCGUUCCGUUUGUGAAAAAACGCUCUUCUCGUUGAAAAAGGAAAUCGGGGAAAUUCUUUCUCGUGGCAACUGGGCAAAGUUACUUCUAUAAUGUGCAAACAAGUUUAACUCAUAGGCUGUGUUGUAUAGAAAUGUAAAAAGUGUGAGAGGUUUAAAGUAUCCGCCUAGCGAUAAGUUGAAAAGUUCUACCAGUGUCGAGCCUUUUUUUGCUCGAUUGUGCGAAAACGUGAGACAAUCCCGUGUGUGAGUCAGCUCGAUACAGCGCUGGCAUUGGUUAAAAAGUAAACGAAAAAAAACCAUCCGCUUUCGUCUGGGAGCUAGCAAUUUUGAUUUAGCAGUGGAAACAGGCUUGCGAGCCCUAGUGGUAGUUUUGGACAGUUAUUUCUCUCUAUACAAUGGUAAAUCUGAACGGCACAGCGGACAACACGCAAGGAUUACCCCCGGUGCAUUAUCUGCACGAAUUGCCGCAGGCGGACGAGGAACGACUGGAGAAAAUCUUCAACAAGCUCGACCGGGACGGGAAUGGCCGCAUAGACAUCCAUGAUCUGUCCUCAGCGCUGAAGGAGUUCGGCCUGUCCCAUCAAUAUGCGGAGGAAUACGGACAUUCAUUAUUUUUCCAGCGUUUCCUCAAGCAGUCGGACCAGACCCAGAGCGGUGAUGUCGGCUUGGCCGAGUUUAUUCAUUAUGUGCGAGAACAUGAGAAAAAUUUACGCCUGCAGUUUACUCACCUGGACAGGAACCGAGAUGGAAUGGUGGAUUUGGAGGAGCUGAUUACCGCCUUCAAGGAGCUGGGAAUCGAAAUAGAUCGGCACGAGGCGGCCAAGUUACUUAAAAGGAUGGAUAAAGAUGGUAGUCUCAAUAUCAGUUUCGACGAGUGGCGAGACUUUCUUCUUCUGGCUCCAUCUUCAGAUAUCCACGAGCUCGUCAAGUACUGGAGGCAUUCUACCAAUCUAAGAUACAAUGAAGCGUAUCUAGCGAUGAUUGGCCGUGAAGUGCCCUCCUCGAAUCUUUUGUCUUCUUCUUCUGAAAUUUCACCACCAACAGUUGAUGCCCUUGAAAAGUUGAAUAACAAAAACAUUGCCACAAACACUGGCACAACACCGGUGACUAGCAUGACUCUCAUUGAUGCAACUAACAAUAGCAACAUCCCUACUACUACUACUACUAGCCUAGGAACGACACCCGACGAAAAUCUCGAUCCUCUGCUCAGUCUGAUCGAUCUAGAGCAAGCGAUCGAACAUAUCACUGAGCUAAUACUGAAUCCGAGCCUGCUGAAGACCGGCUCCUCCAGUGCUUCCGCCUUUGCGGGUGUGCACAAAUUCCACAACACACAUCUGCUGGUGGAUGGUAAGUAUUUGGAUAUCGGUGAGGAUCUGAACGUACCUGAUGAUUUCACGCAAAGCGAAAUGCAGAGCGGCAUGUGGUGGCGGCACCUGGCGGCAGGUGGCAUCGCCGGUGCGGUGUCCCGGACGUGUACGGCCCCACUCGAUCGUCUCAAGGUGUUCUUGCAGGUGCAAUCAACUAAACAGCGAAUCUCAGACUGUCUGCAGUACAUGCUGAAGGAGGGUGGUGUCCGCAGCCUUUGGCGGGGUAACUUCAUCAACGUGCUGAAAAUUGCUCCCGAGUCGGCGAUCAAGUUUGCCGCGUACGAACAGGUCAAGCGACUGAUCCGGGGUAACGACAAGCGCCAGAUGACCAUCUACGAGCGGUUCCUGGCGGGAGCCUGUGCCGGCGGUGUGUCCCAAACCGCAAUCUAUCCACUAGAAGUAUUAAAAACCCGACUAGCGUUAAGGAAAACCGGACAGUACAGUAGUAUAAUGGACGCGGCGAGCAAGAUCUACCGCCGCGAGGGUCUUCGCUCAUUCUACCGCGGUUACAUUCCAAACAUGCUCGGCAUCAUACCGUACGCCGGUAUCGAUCUAGCCGUGUACGAAACGCUGAAGAAGAAGUAUCUCAGCCACUACGAGACGGAACAACCGAGUUUCUGGCUGUUGUUGGCGUGCGGUAGCGCCUCCAGCACACUCGGACAGGUUUGCUCCUAUCCGCUGGCACUGGUGCGGACCCGAUUACAGGCACAAGCGGUGACCAUUGGCUCGCAGAACCCGGUGGAUGGAAUUGCUGCCGUCGAGCCAAACAUGACGAACGUGUUCAAGCGGAUUCUGCAAACCGAGGGUCCCCUUGGUCUCUAUCGUGGCAUCACGCCCAACUUCAUCAAGGUGCUGCCAGCCGUCUCGAUCAGCUAUGUGGUGUACGAGUACUCGAGCCGCGCGCUGGGAGUUAACAUGACAUGAUUUGCUACGCCCACCACAGUGUCCUGUUCGCAACAGCAACCACAACUACUACUACCCUUACCAGCCGCGCUAGUGUUUCUAAAGUUAGCCGUUAUUAAAGUCAUCUCCGUCGUCGUCGUCAUCAUCCUUCGUCAUCAGCCCGCGCCGCUCCUGCUCCCGGGGAAGGCGGCUGCGCCAUUGCAGUUAUUUAUUAAACACAUUGUUUUCCGGAAUUACGCCUAAGCUCUAAGCUGCUCCUGGAACGAACGCAUGUGACACAGUAGAAGAAAAAAGGCGGAGCAGUGAAAAGCAGCGUCAGUCCAACUGCGGCAGGAUUUAUACAUUCUCCGUAAAAAAAAACGUGAUUUUCCGUUGCUGUUUAGAUGUAAAUAUCGCAAUUAUGCUUUUGUUUCCCUUUUUUUUUUAUCAGUAUAGCAACUUGAACAAUUUUUUGAAUCAUUUUUAUAUCAGAAACAAAAACAUUAACUUGAAAAACCAAUUUGCUCUUAAAUCUAAAACCACAGAGACAUUUCCGCCCGAUUUGAUCGGUUGCCCGUGAUUAAAUCAAAACGUUUAUGUGUCUCUCUAAUGAUAAUCCUCAGAACAAUGAAAAAAAAUAUACUCCUAUGAAAUUGAUAUGAUCCAAACUGCGAACUUGUGAGUGGGUGGAAACGGAUCGUUGAUAGGCAAAGUAUGUAAGAUGUAAGAUGCAAGCAGCAAAGCAAAAAAAAACGAAACACGCAAAGCGAAAAGGAGAUUUCCUUAUCUA